AUGCCCAGCACGCAGUACCUCCAAGUCCCCAAAGUACUGCCAGGUCGCAAAUCCCGCUCGAGAUCCAGGAGUCGGCCGCGGGACGUCCCCAGCGAGGUCUUCUCCUCGACGCAGGUCAUCGUCUCGCCGAACAAACUGAGCUUCCGCGCUCAGUCACCUCCAGCCGGUUCUUUCAAACCAGAGCCAUACAAAAAGCCCCAGUCAAAUGGGCAUUCGAACUACUUCCACACAACAAAGAUGGCCACCCCACAUUCCAGCCCGUUCACGAACAAAGUCGGCCACAGGAUCACAUCCUGUCCGCUCCCCAGCAUUGAGGUCCAGGAUACGCCGAUGAAAGACGAGGAGCCCACCGGCACAAACUACGACGAUCUCAACGAAGGACUCUACACCAUGGAGCAAUGCGUAACACCGCCGCCCGAGCCUUCACUCAGAGACAAGCUCAUCGGGGCUUGGAAACUCGAAUCCUACAUCGCAUAUCCCACACCCGAAUCACCAGUCCAACGACCGACCUACCCGAUGACGAAGAACGUUACCGGAUUCAUCCUCUACACCCCAGACGGCUACAUGUCGGCACAGAUGCUGAUCCCGGGGCAGCAAAGCUUCAAGCGCGGAGAAGGCGAGGAGCCGCAGUGGGCAGAAGCUGGCAAAAGAUGUUUCGCGUAUUGCGGCCCAUACUACAUCAGCAAUGAAGGACUCGGUCGAGAAGAGAUCCUACGGCAUACGUUCCAGUGCUGCAGUUUGCCUGGCUGGAUUGGAGAUAUCCAGAUUAGGACGCAUCGGUUCGAGGAAGAUGGGCAGGUCCUCGUGCUGGGAAGCGAGGAGCCCACAGAAGUCAAGGGCGACAAGCGCAUCCCCGUCCUAAAAUGGCGACGAGCACGAGACAACAACAACAACGCCCCACCACCACCAAUGCCCCAAAUCAAAGUCAGCGGCCCCGGCGAGCCCUGA
Zasmidium cellare ATCC 36951 is the source of this 948-nucleotide messenger RNA. RefSeq lists its product as uncharacterized. The coding region runs from base 1 to 948 and encodes 315 amino acids. The transcript has 2 exons. The record is from RefSeq and is a predicted model, not a curated record. NCBI's taxonomy places the organism in Eukaryota, Fungi, Ascomycota, Dothideomycetes, Mycosphaerellales, Mycosphaerellaceae.